AUGGAAAUGAAAAUUAAUUCUGUUAUUCUUAAUAAUUUAAGGAAAUUAGAACAACAUAAUAAUAAUAAGUCAUUUCCAUUAAAACUUAAUAUAAUUAUUGUUUAUGAUUCAAAUCCAAAAGACUCUUCAUUAUAUUAUGAUCUUCUUCAAACAUUAAUGAAAUCAAUUAUUUCUUCAUAUAAAUUACCAUUAAAUUAUUUAAAACAAACAGAACAAAUUGCAUUAAAAGAAUUUAUUAAUGAUCCAUUUGCGUGUGUAAUAAGUGUUAUUUUAAUAGCAUCAAAUAAUAUUAAUCAAUAUAAUUUUUGUGGUUCAUCAAUGAUAUUUUAUCCAACAUUAGAAGAACAACCUCCAUGUUUAAAUUCAUUAAUAAAAAAAAUUAAUAAUAUUCCAUUUUAUCUUAAUUAUCCAAUUAUUAUUAUUCCUCAUAAAAUUACUCUUUCACCUGUUCUUCCUAAACAUACAGGUAUUGUUAAAAUUAAAACAUUCACUGAAGUACUUUCUUCUUUUAAUUAUGCUUUUUAUUGGGCUUUAACAACAAUAAAACCCUUUCCAUUAAUUACUUCUUCUUCUUUAUCAAAAUUUCUUUAUUCAUUAAAACCACAAUUACCAACAUUAUAUUCUGACUCAAUACCAAAUGAUCCAUCAAGUUAUAUUUCUUCAUAUAAUGCUUUUAUAGAAACAAUAAUCUUUUUUAUUACUGAUGAAUCAACAAUACAAUUAUUUGAAAUUGAACCAUGGUUUAUUAAUGAAAAAAAAUACCCAUUAAUGAGUAAUAUUAUUAAUAAUAAAUUACAUUAUAUUUCUUCUAUUCAACUUGCUUUAAAAAAAUAUUUAUUACCUUCUUCUAAUUGGCCAAUUAAUAUUCAACCUUCUCAUAUUAUUGAAUAUGCAAAUAAAUUAUGUGACCCAACACUUCUUUUAAAACAAGAAGAAUUCUCAUUUAUUGUUCCUCAAAUUAAAAGAAAUGCAUUUUUAAAUUCUUUAAAUGAACAAUCGACUAUUGAUGAUUUAAUGAAAACAAUUAUUAAUUUCGUUUAUAAAUGUGCAUAUUCUUUCAUUAAUGAUAUUUCUAUUAUUAUUCCUUCUGUUCCUAUUGACAAUGAAUCGGAUUCUGCUUCAACAUUAAAUCAAAUUGAGUAUGAGUCUAUUACCCAUCAAUCUUUACUGGAAAAAGAAUCAACUAAACCUAAAUUUAAUUCUAUUAAUGACCAAAUUAAAUUUAAUAAAAAAAAUUGGUUAAGAGAAGGUUUAAAACGUUUAGAAUCUAUUUCCCCUCAGUCUUUAAAAAAUCUUGUUCUUCAAAGAGAAUUAGAUUAUUGGAAAGAAACUGUUGAACUUCUUAAACAAGAAUUAAAACAAUUAGAAAUUAAUUAA
This is a messenger RNA of Entamoeba histolytica HM-1:IMSS, 1377 nucleotides long. RefSeq lists its product as uncharacterized. The transcript has a single exon. The record is from RefSeq and is a predicted model, not a curated record. NCBI's taxonomy places the organism in Eukaryota, Evosea, Mastigamoebida, Endamoebidae. Bases 1 to 1377 code for a protein of 458 amino acids.